Messenger RNA from Homarus americanus (American lobster), 3759 nucleotides. RefSeq lists its product as uncharacterized. NCBI's taxonomy places the organism in Eukaryota, Metazoa, Arthropoda, Malacostraca, Decapoda, Nephropidae. The transcript is spliced from 11 exons. The coding region runs from base 307 to 3606 and encodes 1099 amino acids. The record is from RefSeq and is a predicted model, not a curated record.
AUAUAUGGUGUUUGUCACUUUAGAUACAAAAAUCAUCUGUGAUAUUCAAUACUAUAAUUUACUGGCUUACAUAUGUUUCUCAGUUUAUUUUACAGUAAACAGUUUAUGACCUAUCAGUCAUCUUGAGUGACCUGUCACAUCCAGAUUACUAAGUGCCCUCCCUGUACUCUUCUGGGAGGCAUACAGCAUAAUGGCAGAGUCGUCAGUGCCCGGAGGUCCAGUGACUGAGGACCACAUGUGAUGGUCGACACAACACUCAGCUGCUACAGUGUGUCAUUACUGUUGUGUGAAUUACAAACUUGAAUAAUGGAAGUAGAUCAGCAUAUGAUGUGGUUGAUCAGUGCUCUCAAGGCCUCUGUUGAUGAUGAUACAGUAAAUGAAAACAAAUUGACGAAAAAUGUCAGUGAUUGUUUUCUACGUGUAAAGAAGACGUCUGCAAAUGGAAAUAAAGACCAGCAAUUUGAUGAUUUUCGAGCAAGAGCAACUCUACUGCUGCUUUUGUGUUGUCCAAGAAUACGGGAACUUCCAGUUAUUCAGACAUGCCAAGAUUUUCAAGCAGUUGCUAUGACCUUACCAGUACUUAAGGAAUCUGUCUUCUUCUCUCUUGUCAGAAGUCAGAAAAAUUAUCGUUUUUUAUCCCCAGUUCUGUGUUGGGUCUCACCUGGGGUUCUUCAGGAAAUAACAAGAGAAUAUUUCCUUUGGGUAGAUGGAGUGACACCUCUUACUCUUGCAGUCUCAUUAGAAUUGUUGAAAGGUUUGCUCUUCAGUUUUCAGUACAACUGUGUAGAAGAUGACAGUGUAUUAAGUGAUGUGGAGUGUUUACAUUUAUUAUUAAAGUUCCUAUCUUCUAAGAAUGUUUCAAGCAAGACACAGGUGUUAAUUAAGUCCAGUGGUUAUUAUUAUAUGUAUAUAUGUGAGUAUUUAUAUUUGAUGUUAACUGUCUAUGCUGGCUGUUGCUUAAAAGAACCUGAAACUUAUCUGUCUUUGCAAACCUGGACACAUUUAUGGAAAAGUACCCACAAAAAAGAACAACUUGGCAAAGGACGCUGCUUUCUAUUCAUCGGAAAAAGUAUUGAAUCUCUCCUAAAUAUAUGUCAGCAAAACAGUGAAGCAGUAAAUGUAGAUGUGUGGAUAGAGUGGAAUGAUCUGAUUUUACCAGCUGUUGUCACUGUUCAUAGGAAUUCUUCGGUUCACCAUGGGAAAGCUCGGCAAAAGAGCAUACAGUCAGUUAUAUGCAACAUAGCUUUUGAUAUACUGAAGAUUUUUAAUUCUCAUCCAGAGAUACAUAAAAACCUAAACACUAAUACAUAUCAAGGUCUAAUGCAAUUCUUCCAGCAUGUAGCAUUAGACCCUGACUAUGAUCCUGACCAGAAUCUCGACCAGGAUAAGUUAAUAGAGGAGAUAAGCGUAGAAGAUGAACGACAGGCAAAACUCCUUGCAAUACUUGCCAGAAGAGAGAAUAUUUUUACCUCCCAGGAUUGUCAGGAGUGUAUGAAAAAGUACAGUACAGUUGUUGAUGGUGCAGCAAGAAAAGAAAUUUUACUUGGCUUUAUUCAGCAUGUCAAAGCAAAGAGAGGAUACACUUCAGAAUGGUUAGAUCUGGUCCUGGACAUGGUAGCAGCUCUUCCUGCUAAACACCUUUUGCCAAUAAUUGAAGAUCAUCUUGCAGCAGGACUGGAUGAGACUCUGAAAACUGCCGACUUUCCUAAUCAGCUAACAUCUAUAUUCAAUCAGCUGGCUGCACAGGACUCAGUUGUGCCUUCAGAGAAGCAUGUAUGGUUAUGUCUUCAAUCAGGGAAAGCUGUAGUGAAGCAAGCUGUGUUGCUGGCAGUCAGUCUGAGUGGAUUAAUACCAGUUAUGGUCCAAGCACUGACAGCCAUCCCCCAAGUUUGCCAAGCAGUUUUACCAUCAGGUAAAUCUCUACUAGUUUCCACACUACUUGAGCAACAGAGUAAUGGGUUCUCAGGUAGGCAAGAACAAGAAUUUGCUGCUCUAGUGAAAGGAUUAUUAGGCGCUGAGAAUGUCUUGGCAGCGUCUGAGGUCCUGAAAGUGAUGAUUGAGCCAUUUCUGGUGGUGACAAGUGGCAAGGAUAUGGAUAAGCUUACCUUGCCAUUAGAUUUACUUAAGGAAAUAGUGGAACACAAAUCAUCUGCUGUAGUGAAACCUGGUCCAUCACUUGUGAGUCUCAUACUGACCUUGGUGCAUAUUAUUCAUGCAACAGUCAACCUGCAGAGUCAUGAUGCACCUGGCACUCUAUCACUCAGGAUGGAUGCUGUGAGUGCUGUCAGUACCAUUUCAGAUAAUAUCAUUAGGAAUUUGCAAGAAUAUGAGAAAGAUAUUUCUUUACUCAAACAACUGAUGGUGAAAUACCAGCUACACCCACGCAGUGUAUUUCCACUGACCAAAAUUUUGGACUUAAAGGAAUGCCAAGAUUCUUAUGCAGAUUGUAUUCAACAUGCAAUGAUGAAGAUAGAGAUGGAAGGACAAGAAGGAAAGAAAUGUCGUAUGGACUGCAUAGAUAAAAACUCUAAGUCCUUGAUUGGCAUUUCAAGAUCAGAAUGGGUUAUUGCUUUGUUCAAGCUGUUACCACACAGUAGUGAACCUGAAUGGAUAUCUGCAUUCUUCCUAACACACCAUGCUUUGCAGUCUUUGCAUUUGGUAUACCCAACACUGCAAGUAUUUCAGGAGGUGUUGUACCUGGUCUGUGCUCACAUGACUGUAGGGUCCAUGGCCAAAGAAGAGAUAGUUGAUGGUACACCAUUCCAACCUGCUUCUGUCUCCAUCCAGCAUUGUUUCAGAUGCUUUGCUACUGCUGCAAUGAUGUAUUUGGAGGAAUUACUACAGCCACUACCUUCCGAUAAAAGAUUCCAGCACAUUGGCAGCAUAUUUAGAUGGUGGUGUCAUGUGGUGUCCCUGUACCAGUGUAACUCUGACCUGCCAUCCCUUUUCUUAGCUCGUCUCAUUGCUGUCUUAGAAGAGAUAAUCACCAGUGGAAAGUUACAAUUUUCUAAAUAUGAAAAAACCCAGAAAUAUUGUUGUGAGGAAACACAGUCAGAUAUGAAAGGCAAAGAGGAAAAUAAACUACAAAAUAGCCAUAACAUAAAUGUAGUUGAUAAAGAGAUGGUUGUGACAAAAGGCCAAGGAAACGAUCUACCAAGUGAAACUGAAGAUAAACAAAAUGAGGACAAAGAUUUAAAUUCUCAUGGACAGGUUAAAUUGCAUAAUGAAGUUCAAGAGGGAGAUAGUUGUGAAGGAAGUGACAUACAAGAGAAGAGCAGAAAUUCAUUAAUUUUAGCAAAUGGAGCAGAAACAUACAAAUUACAGGAUGCUUGUGAUGAAAGUAGAGAAAUGUCUGCUAAUAAAAAUGUGGAAAGCAGUUGCCUUAAUAUUAGUAAUUUUAACAAUGUCGAUAUCAGUGGUAAUAAAAAGGACAAUUCUACAAUAAAAAAAAAGAAAGGAAAUAAGACGAAUGAAAUUACCAAAAUCAGUUUUAUGGACUUAAAAACAGAGAUUGAACAAAUGAUUCUUGCCUUGGUAAAGUAUGUACCAGCUAGUAAUUUUGUUGGUUCUAUUGCUAGCAAACUGAAGAAACUUAAUGAAUUGUAAAGGAGAAGAAUAAUAUACAGUAUAUCGUUCAUUUUCUACCUUAAAGUACUUGUACAUUUAAUUAUUUUCAGAACCAUUUAAUUGUAAGUUUUGUAUAUGAACUAUAUAUUCAUUAACAUUGUUAAAAUCAAUGAAUAAAACUAAAAAAUUUUU